AUGCACUCCUCCUCUUGCUCCCCUUUUCCCUGCUCUACUCCUCAUCCCCGUGCACUACUCCUCAUCCCCGUGCACUACUCCUCAUCCCCGUGCACUACUCCUCUUCCCCGUGCGCUCCUCUUCUCCAUCCUCUUCUCCAUCGACACCUCUCAUCAGUCCUCUUCUCCGUACACACCUCUCAUCCUCGUUUUGGUGCACCUCUUAUUCUUUCAUACGCUCUUCUCAUUCGUACUUUCGUACACUUCUGUCAUCCUCGGUACAGUCACAUUGUCAUCCGUCGUACACUCCUCUAGUCGUUUUCAUGGGGCGAGUCCUUUCAACUGUGUGCUGGCUUCUCUCUCAUCGCGCAUUGCUGUGAGUGCAAAAUUGACGUACCUGCUGCAGUUCUGCCACUAUUGUGAUGGAUUGAGAGCACCCACCUCUCCUGUGAUGUUUCGCUCAUUGAAGCGUGCAAGGCACGGUGGUGCCCGCAUCGAGGUCUACAGGUCGUCGCGCCCGAGCCAGGAUGAAGAUUUGCCCCAUUGUGUCGUGCAGCCAUCCGUUCUCCAGCGCCAUAUCACAUACUCGUUCUUGCGGAAUGGGAAGGUCACUACUCGCACCUCAUUCCUAGACACUGUUGAUGAUCGCAGUCGCAACUCUGCUGCCUCUGGUUUGGUUGAACAAGGAGAUGCGUCAAGCAUGCAGGACUCCUUCGCGGACAGUAGUACGUGGCAGGAUCGAUAUUCUGAUCUUGACAUUGAGUAUAUCCACCACAUUGAGCUUGAUGAUGUCGAUGGCUGGGCUCGGAAGCGCACUGCUGCUGAUAAUCCCCUCCUGCAGUGGGUACCUGAGAUCGACAAUUGGCUGGGAGAGCUCAUUCAUCUUGAGGGAAGAUGCGGGUACACAGACGAGCUUUGCCCGGGUUGCGAAACUGAUCAAGCCACUAUACGUUGUGAAGACUGUCAGGAUUUGCGGGUCUACUGCAUGGCGUGUACCGUGAAUAGGCACGCUGGAAGCCCCUUUCACUGGCUGAAAGCUUUGACCGACACUCAUUUUCACCGCGAGACACUCAAGAAUUUGGGCUUGCAUCUGCAGCUUGGACAUGCACCCGGGGAUCAAUGCCCAAAUCCCAUUCGAGCGUUCGGUGAUGGCUUCAUCGUCAUGGACAUUUCGGGAAUUCACAAAGUUGGGCUGGACUUUUGUGGAUGCGAGAUUGCGCAAUCCCACCCCACUCAAUUGCUUUGCAAUCGCAUGCUCCCUGCCACUUCAGUGGAUCCGAAGACAGCAGCCACCUUUCGCCUUCUUGAAACAUUCCAUCUCAUCUCUGCACAGUCCAAGAUCUCCGGCUAUGAAUUCUAUACAGCUCUAGCACGUCGCACGGACAACACCGGUGUAAAUCCACCAAAGGAUCGUUAUCCUGCUUUCAUGAGGAUGAUGCGUGAAUGGCAACAUCUGAAGAUGCUCAAGUGUUCAGGGCGCGGGCAUGACCCUGGCAGAGUUGCAGCCACACUUCCUGGUGGUUGUGCAGUGCUGUGCCCUGCAUGUCUGCACCCCAGGAAGAAUUUACCUGCAGAUUGGGCUGACGUGCUGAAGGAUAAGAGCUGGCUCUACAGAUUAUUCUUAUCUAUUGAUGCCAACUUCAGGCUUAAGCGCAAGAAAGUAUCCUCUGAUCGUGUCGACCCAGGCCUCAACCACGGAUAUGCAUAUUUCGUGGAGGAGAAGGCAUACAAGGAGCACCUUCAUACAUACGACAAGGCGUUCCCAGAUGAAAUCAGCACAUGCAAUAACCACGACGCCCUGAAGCUUGCCAGCAUGAAAGGUGCACAUCAAAGUACUGCUGCGAGUGGCAUUGGGACUGUUGAUUGCGUGUGA
Sparassis crispa is the source of this 1851-nucleotide messenger RNA. RefSeq lists its product as hypothetical. The transcript is spliced from 6 exons. Bases 1 to 1851 code for a protein of 616 amino acids. The record is from RefSeq and is a predicted model, not a curated record. Lineage: Eukaryota; Fungi; Basidiomycota; Agaricomycetes; Polyporales; Sparassidaceae.